Molecule: messenger RNA, 4545 nt
Organism: Osmerus eperlanus (European smelt)
Lineage: Eukaryota; Metazoa; Chordata; Actinopteri; Osmeriformes; Osmeridae
Gene: marveld2b
Product: MARVEL domain containing 2b
Exons: 15
Coding region: 546-3674 (1042 amino acids)
Biological process (GO): bicellular tight junction assembly
Cellular component (GO): cytoplasmic vesicle; apical plasma membrane; bicellular tight junction
Source: RefSeq, a predicted model, not a curated record
CAAACCAAUGGGAAUCGAUUUAAAGAGCCGAAGUUACACGAACUCUCUUCAUUCGGGUACGUCAUUUCCUGAUUUUCUCUCCGGUGGUGUCCCAAGAACCGGGACCACGUUAUUCCUCCUAUGGUUUCCCCAGAGCGGUAAUGCUGGAAGAGGACGCUCCACCCACUACAAGCUUGGGGCGUUAAACGCGGAGGGGGGGGGGGGGGGUGACGUAAGUAACCGAAGGGCUACGUGCUGAAAAGGACAGAUACAGGAUCAGUUUAAUGCAACAUUUCAGCUUUUGAAAAUAGCGUUGUAAAACACUAACCGACCCGAGGUCAGAAUUUAGACAAAGCGUGACUCAAGCUCGAGGAGGGGCCGGUCACGUGAUACGUGUACCUGCAGCUCGUUUUGCGGAAGAUAAUUGGCGGAGAGAAAACAGGUGGAUAAUUCAACAGAGAGCUGAGGGAAGAUCCAAACAACUUUAACAAAUGAACAGCAAUGGGCAAGGUGAUUGUGGCGAGUGACUGUUUGUGAAAAGCCUGCCAGGCCCUGCUCCAGAUCCCAUGUCUGCCGCAGGCCGCUUAGAUGUGCUCAGCCCCCACUACGAUGAGGUCCCUGUGGGGUCCCUGUGGAGGGAGCCCCCCCGGCCGCUGGAGGAACUGCGAGGAACAGAGCUGGCCCUGAGCGCCUGCCCCCUGCCGCCCCCCCCUUUGCCAGAGACACCCCCGGUGGGCCCCGCCCCCCCGGUGGGCCCCGCCCCCCCGGUGGGCCCCGCCCCCAGCGAGGAGCAUCUGGAGGAGGACCAGGAUGCCAUGGACAUCAAACCCGUCCGCCGCUUCAUCCCAGACUCCAUCAAGAACUUCUUCCGUGAAGGCAGUAACCGUAGCAGCAAGCCCUGGCCCCCUCCCCCCUCCCCGCCGCUCACAGAAAAGGACAAUCAGACCACAGAGGGCAUCCCCUGCUCGCCCCCGCACUCCCCGGCACACUCUCUCCACGACUCCUACCUGGACCCCUACGGAGGCUCUGGGGGCAGCUACAACUCCCAGAAGGAGCGUGAUGCCAUGCUACUGGGGGCAGAGGCCGUGGACUCUGAGCGGACCUUCCGCUCGGCCAUGACGUACAGCGAGCGCGUGGAGGAGUACCACCAGCGCUACGCCUACAUGAAGUCCUGGGCGGGGCUUCUGAGGAUCCUGGGCUGUGUGCAGCUACUGCUGGGUGCUGCUGUGUUCGCCUGCGUCUGCGCCUACGUACACAAGGACAACGAGUGGUUCAACAUGUACGGAUACUCCAAGCCAGGGGCGUUAGGGGGGAUGGGCGGAGCUGCGUUUGGCGGCUCGGUCAACUACACCGGGCCCAAAACGCCGUUCGUGCUGGUGUUGGCGGGACUGGUGUGGGUGGUGACGGUGAUUGUCCUGGUGAUGGGGAUGACCAUGUACUACCGCACCAUCCUCCUGGAUUCCACCUGGUGGCCUCUGACAGAGUUCUCCAUCAGCCUGGUGCUGGGGAUGCUCUACAUGGCCGGGGCGCUGGUCUACGUGACCGACCUCAUCCGAGGAGGGCUCUGCUAUUACCCGGUGUUCAACAACCCAGUUAACGGGGCUUUCUGCCGCACUGAGGCGGGCCAGACGGCCGCCAUCAUCUUCCUGUUCUUCAACAUGUUUCUGUACCUGGUGAGCAGCGCUGUGUGUCUGAAGCUCUGGAGACAUGAGGCUGCACGGCAGAGGAGAGAGGCGCUGGAACAGGAGAUGAAAACUAUGGGAUCUGCUCUGCCACUGUCUAUGCUGGACGGGGCCUCCAGGACGUCUGAGCGGACCCCCCUUCCCACCCUGCCUGGAGGCCUGGAGUCCCAGCCGCCACCGCGUGCGGCCGCACGCAUGCUGGAGCCGGAGAUCCUGAGAGGGCACAUCCCUGCAGGACACAUCCCCAAACCCCUGGUAAUCGCAGACUACGUGGCGAAGUACCCAAUUAUCCGUACGGAAGAGGAGAGGGACCAGUACAAGGCUGUGUUCAACGACCAGUACGCCGAGUACAAGGAGCUGCACGCCGAGGUCCAGGCCUGGUCCAGGAAGUUAGAGGACAUGGAUGAAAUGAUGCGCAACCUGCCCCCACGCUCCUCCAGCCAGCAGGAGAAGGAGCGGAUCAACACCAUUGUGCAGGAGUACCAGAGGAAGAGAAAUGAUCCUACAUUCCUGGAAAAGAAGGAGAGAUGUGAGUACCUGAAAAACAAACUAUCUCACAUCAAGCAGAAGAUCCAGGAAUACAACAAGCUCUCCCUUCCCUCUCUGUUCAUCCUCUCUCCCGGUAGCCAUACCAGCCAUGGCAGCAGACACAAACCCAGCGAGCUGUUCUCCAACCCUGCCUUCUCCUACUACCCCGACGAGGAGUUUGUCCACUUCUACUCCUGGACCUCCCCUCCUGGCGUGAUGAAGAUCAUGUCCAUCAUCAUCAUCAUCCUGUGCGUGGGGAUCUUUGCCUGCGUGGCCUCGACUCUGGCCUGGGAUUACGACAUGAGCAUGAUGGGCCUGUCUGGUGGAAUCGGGGCGGGGAUGGGGGGGGGCUCGUACGGGGGGUCCUACGGGGGAGGCAUGGGGGGCAUGGGAGGCAUGGGUGGCAUGGGAGGCAUGGGUGGCAUGGGGGGCAGCGGAGGGGGGGACACCUACACAGACCCCCUGGCAGGCAAGAGCUUCAUCAUCGCCAUCUCUGCCAUCACCUUCCUGGCUGUGCUCGUCAUCUUCAUUCUGGUGGUGUCCAGACAAAACACGUCUCGCUCCCCGUCCUUCUACCUGGCAGCCGGCAUCAUCAGCGGCAUACUGGCCGGCCUGAUGAUCAUCGCCACCAUCGUCUACCUGGUGGCCAUCAACCCCACCGCCCAGACCUCCAGCUCCGGCAAUUUCAACCAGAUCAUGCAGCUGUGUGCCCAGUACCAGAACCAGAACCAGGCCAGCGGCAUCUUCCUCAACCAGUACCUGUACCACUACUGUGUGGUGGAGCCACAGGAGGCCAUCGCCGUGGUGAUGGGGGUACUGGUGUUCGUGGGCCUGAUCAUCCUGCUGGUCUUUGCUCUGAAGACACGUCAGAAGAUCCGGCGCUGGGGCAUAGAGCGCAUCCUGUGGGAGGAGCCUAAGGCGCUCAGCGGAGGCGUGCCGCACACCAUUGGAGAGUGGGUAAACAACGUCUCAGGCUCCCCAGAAGUCUUGGUCAGUGAUGCCAACAAGCUGGUGAGGGGCUCCAGGGACUACCUGGACCAGCUGCCCAAGUACUCAAGCAAGCCCUUGUACCUUCCUGGAGACUCUGACAUCACCAGCUCUGUGGGCGUCCAGCUGCGAGACCAGGACGGAGCCGAGUCUGCUGAUGAGCUGGACCAUGUGGACUUCAGCUCGGAGUUUCCCCCCAUCGUGAGUGAGCAGCAGCGUCUGGACUACAAGCGUGAGUUUGAGCAGGAGCACCAGGAGUAUCGGGCCCUGCAGGCGGAGCUGGACCGCAUCAACCUGGGCCUGGCAGGCCUGGACCGGGACCUGGGCCGGCACGCACCGGGAAGCUCGUUCUUCCUGGAUGCUAUGGAAGAAUACACAAGAUUGAAGAAUUUGAAAAAGUCCCCAGACUACCAGCUGAAGAAGAAGAGGUGCAAACACCUGAGAUCCAAACUGUCCCACAUCAAGAGGAAGAUCAGCGAGUACGACCGCAGGUCAUGAGCCCUGACCCCGUGGACUAGGCCCUCUGUUUUAAUAUAUCCAAUCAGAGCAGAGAAAUCCCAGUAAUAACAUAAUUGAAUGUUAUCUGAAGAUGAUCAAGAGCGUGCAACAUCCUUUUAAUCUAUUCAGCCCUCUCAGAGGCUGAUUUCUUCAGUGAAGGACAGCAUGGAUGGGUUAGGGUUAGAGAGGUAUUAAGGAUUGAAGCAAAAACCUAAUCAGUUUUUUCAGGCCGACCAGUCAUUAGCUUUUUGAUGGAUGAUUUUGAAACAGCUAAGAUGAGUGGACAUGAAAGGUCUUUUAUGAAGUUUUACUCAAGACACAAAGGGGAGAAUUAUGUGAAUGUUUGGUUGAAGUUUCUUUAAUAUAUUUAUCUUUCUUUAAUAAAUAAAAAGCUGGAGCUUUUUAAACUCAGGUUUCAGAAUAUUAAACAUCCAGAAAUAUUUUGUUGAAAAGUUUUCUUCCAGUCCAGUAUAUUCAAGGCAUGACACUGCUAAGUUCUCAGGCCAUUGGUCUCUAAUGAUUACGAAAUACUUUAAAGUUGAUAUUAUUGGUGAAUCAGCCAAGAGUUGUUCUGUAUUUUUUUAAUAGAUUUUAUAUGGCUUACUUUUUCAUAUUUUAACCUAUGUUAAUUAGUCUGACAAAUUAAUGCAGUUUUUUGUGAAACUUUUCAGACCUGGCUGGCCACCAUAUUUUUACAAUUACUUGUAUACGUUCAAAAACUAUUAUACACUCAAAUGAAUUUGUCUAUCGAAAGUAACUCCAAUACAUAUUCAAACAUACAGUUUCGGAAAUGGCUCCAAAGCGGUUUUUAUAUUGACUUUUAAACAUGUGUAGCAGCAACUCAAAUAAACUCACUUGUGAUUGCCUUGUA